UGAAACCCAUCAACCGCCUCCUGUCAUCAUAUAUACCCUUUCAUCCAUCUUUCAUACCCGUCACAUAAUCCCACAGUGUCAUAAUUCGAAACAGAGAGAGUUUUUCGAAAAAUGGAGUCUUGUGGGGGGUCGUCCCCUUCGUAUUACACCAUUCUCGGCGUGAGCGAAGGGUCUUCUAACGAGGAACUACGCCGCGCGUAUAGAAAACUCGCUAUGCAAUGGCACCCUGAUAAAUGGACCAAGAACCCGUCGUUGUUAGGGGAAGCCAAGCGGAGGUUUCAGCAGAUUCAAGAAGCGUAUUCCGUUUUGUCUGAUCCGAGGAGGAGGACUCUGUACGAUGCUGGUUUGUAUGAUUCUCGCGAAGAUGACGGCGAGGUUGAGGGAUUCGCGGAUUUUGUGCAGGAAAUGGUGUCCCUCAUGAAGGAUGUUCGGAGAGAGGGCAAGACUUACAGCAUGGAGGAGCUUCAAACCAUGUUUUGGGACAUGGCCAAGGGAUUCGAGGUUCCAGAAUGGCCGAAUCUAUCUCAGCCGCCAGUUCAUCUCCAGUCGUCUUCUCAGUGGUUUUCGGGGGCCAUGACUUUCAGUGAAGGCUCUGCAACUUCGAAGGGAGCUUCCGUGGAUUCAAGCAUGGCGGUUCCCUUCUUAGACUUCUCGUAUUUGCAGAUGCGCGGAGUAAAUCCUUUCUGCAGAUGAGGCAUCAUCGAGGGCGGGCUAGAAAUAAUGCAGUUAGGAGUAGAAGUGAAGCGAAUUUGUAAUGCCUUUCUUGCUCCUCCUGCCUCCUGUAUAUACCUUAGUUUUAGUUUUCCUUCCACUUUGAAGUAGGAAAGGUUGUUGUUUGGAUUGUUUGUAGUUUAAUCUUGCAGAAAUGAAAGAGUUUCCAAGAUUUUUGAGUUCAAA
Messenger RNA from Ipomoea triloba (trilobed morning glory), 897 nucleotides. RefSeq names its product chaperone protein DnaJ-like. NCBI's taxonomy places the organism in Eukaryota, Viridiplantae, Streptophyta, Magnoliopsida, Solanales, Convolvulaceae. The transcript is spliced from 3 exons. The record is from RefSeq and is a predicted model, not a curated record. Bases 112 to 693 code for a protein of 193 amino acids.